CCUCAGAGAUCAGAGGACACCAGUUCCACCCACUUGCAAACAAGGAGCUCAUCCACGCAGCACACUUCCCAGAAACAUGGCAUCACAUCCAUCAUGGGAUGACAUAGAGGCCGCAGUACAGAGUGAGCCAUCCUCGCCCAGCGGAUCCACCGGCCCACGUCCAACCACAUGGCGCUCCAAUGACCUGGACGUGACCGAUCUGGGUCCGGAGCGGCUGGACGACUACAUCCAAGUGGUCAAGUGUGCCGAUUGCAACAAGCCCACAUUGGCACGGUACAAGGACUUUCACCGCGCCAAUUGUCAGCUCAUCAGGGCGAUUCGUGAUGGUAGGGCAUCUCCGAGUCUGCUUGAUCCCGAUCGUAUGAAGAGAAAGAGGGCCAUAUCGGAAAUCUCGGAUACACCUUCGCAAACAGACACAGGAGCCUACGCAUCCGCAUCGAGUAGUGUCAGCCCUCAGAAGAAGCUCACAAAGAAGGCAGCUAGAGCACUCGAGGUUGAGGAGAGGAGAUUGGCUCGGAUGGAGAAGAAGGCUAGGAAGCUGCGAGAGGCAGAAGAGGCCAAGAACAAUCGGCGAAGAAGAGGGCAAGCACUGGAUGUCAACCGCCAGUGUGGUGUGCUAAACGACAAUGGCCAGCCCUGCCUGCGCUCUUUGACCUGCAAGACCCACUCCAUGGGCGCCAAACGCUCCGUCCAAGGUCGUUCCAAGUCGUACGACGAUCUCCUCCUCGAAUGGCAAAAAGCAAACAAUCCCGCCUUCCUUGCCAAGCUUGAAAAGAAGGAAGAAGAAAAGGCAGCUCGAGCCGAGGAGAUGAGGAGGAGCAAGAAGUCUGAUCUGAAGAAUAAGAAGAAACUCAGUGCCAAGAGGAGAGAAGAAGGUGGAGAUUUGGCUAGUGCGCAGAGCAAGAGUAGGAGACUCAAUCUCUUGCUCAAUGGACUGGAUGGUAAAGGAGGUGGACUCUUCAAUCCCGACGGCUCGAGGAGGAGCUUCAUCAACAUUGGCAGUAGUACCACUGCAAAUACCAACGGAGAAGGCUCUUCUCGGGAUCGAGCCGCAGGCAGCACUAUCGCUGGCGCCGACGGCAGCGGCAGCGGCAAUGGCAACGCCAGCAAUGCGCCCAGUACUCUCAUCUCCAAUCUUCUAGAAGAGGAAGACCCUUACCUCGAAAAUGACCUAGCGUCUCACUCUACCGAUUCUCCCCGUGUGCGCAACGAGCUAGAAGCUCUCCUCGUCGCUCUCCGUACCCGCGCAUCCGACGAGCGAGUCGCGCCUGUGCCCCUUGCUAGACGCACGCACCAUGGAAUGCAUACGGCACAGGCUAGGAGCUUGCUCAUGCUUCGGCAGGCUUUCAGUGUUGCCACGAGCGGAGGGAUAGGCGGGACAGUGGGUGCAGGGGGAGUGGGAGGGGGUGCUGGAUUGGGGGCUGGGAGGGGAGCUGCUGAAGGGGGUGCGGCUGGAGCGGGCACGAGUGGCGGGUUCAGACCGCCGCCUAUUGUGGCUGGAGGUGGAUGGGGAUUGGGCAUGUUUGCCAGUCACUCUUGA
Molecule: messenger RNA, 1540 nt
Organism: Microstroma glucosiphilum
Lineage: Eukaryota; Fungi; Basidiomycota; Exobasidiomycetes; Microstromatales; Microstromataceae
Product: SCA7-domain-containing protein
Exons: 3
Coding region: 77-1540 (487 amino acids)
Biological process (GO): regulatory ncRNA-mediated heterochromatin formation; regulation of transcription by RNA polymerase II; RITS complex assembly
Cellular component (GO): SAGA complex
Source: RefSeq, a predicted model, not a curated record